This is a messenger RNA of Patiria miniata (bat star), 4241 nucleotides long. RefSeq names its product S-adenosyl-L-methionine-dependent tRNA 4-demethylwyosine synthase TYW1-like. The transcript has 17 exons. Bases 14 to 2401 code for a protein of 795 amino acids. The record is from RefSeq and is a predicted model, not a curated record. Gene Ontology annotation, biological process: wybutosine biosynthetic process. Lineage: Eukaryota; Metazoa; Echinodermata; Asteroidea; Valvatida; Asterinidae. Gene Ontology annotation, molecular function: catalytic activity; FMN binding; 4 iron, 4 sulfur cluster binding.
UGCACUUUCAAAGAUGGCAGCCUCCAUGAGCAAUUUCACUGUACUUGUUCUCUGCACUUUAGUUGUACAUUUCUAUGGAUUGAAUUGUGUAUUUGCAGACGAAAAUCAAGCCGGAGACGAUGCCUUGUCCCCAUCACAAGUGUGCUGGGGAAGUAAGCUGGUCACCAAGCUAUGGACAUCGGCCCCUUGCUGGUAUGGUGUGUCAUUUGUGACUGGAGCAGCCACGAUACUGCUGGUGAUAAUUUGGUGGAAUAAAAAUGAAAAUGAAGUGAGAAAUGUACGCAUUCACGUACAGGCACCAAAUGCAGCACCAGGGAGGGCAGCUGAAGGCAGACACCAGGCACCCAGGCAGGCAACAGGUGGUAUCAGCCAAUCCAAACCAAGAUCCAGAGUGACAGGUGCAGCCACAGCCAAUCAGAAUGGAGAUGUGACCGGAGGCCACCGGGUGGGAAGUUCUUCCCCAAAAUACAGACUGAGGAUUUUGUACGGCACCCAAACUGGAACUGCAAAGCAUUUUGCAGAAGAUCUGGCUAAGCGAGUGACCUCAAGUGGUAUUGCUGCUGAGGUCAUUGACCUCAAGACCUUUGACCCAGAAAGUCACAUCAUCCCAGAGAGUGAUGGGUUGGACCUGUGCAUCUUUAUCCUGGCUACCUACUCGGAGGGCAAGCCCCCAGAGAGCGCUGCCUGGUUCUGCCGAUGGCUGGAGGAAGCCACCACAGACUUCCGGGUUCACAGGUCUCUCCUGCGAGGGCUGAAGUACGCCGUGUUUGGGCUGGGCAACUCACUCUAUGAAGGCCAUUAUAAUCAGGUUGCUAGAGAUGUGGACAAAUGGUUGAGUACGCUGAGUGCGUCGGCUGUAGUUGAAAGAGGAGAGGGAGACCGGAAUGUAGCUGAAAGCAAACACGGAGGUAUCGAAGCAGAUUAUGAGGCAUGGAAGACAACACUAAUCCAGACUCUAACCAGCAGUGCAAGCAAUAGUUGCUCCUCGGAGAAGCAGACCUGCGAAUGUGGAAAAACACAAGGAGGUUGUUGCCAGGAAACUGAAAAUGAAAACAACGAUCCCAACGAAGAGGAAAUGUAUGACAGCUCCAGUGAGGAUGAUAACAAUGAUGAUGACAACAUGGCGGACGGCAGUGAGGAUGCCAAGAGCCGAAUCACACAGACCAACGGCCUGACUGACCUGGAGGACCUGGGAAAGGUCAUGAAGAAGAUGAAGAAAGCAAAGGAGUCCAGGGCGUCAGACAAAGCGUCAGAACCCAGAGAGAUGAUUACACCUAUGCUGAGACAAGCACUGACAAAACAAGGUUACAAGCUGAUUGGAAGCCAUUCUGGAGUGAAGCUGUGCAGAUGGACAAAGAGCAUGCUGCGUGGUCGAGGGGGUUGCUACAAACACACAUUCUACGGCAUUGAGAGCCAUCGCUGCAUGGAGUCCACACCCAGCCUAGCCUGCGCAAACAAGUGUGUCUUCUGCUGGAGACAUCACACCAAUCCAGUGGGCACAGAAUGGCGUUGGAAGAUGGACAAACCGGAAGAAAUCCUAGAGGGCGCUCUUAAGAACCACUACCAACUCAUCAAACAGUUCAAAGGUGUACCGGGAGUGAAGCCAGAGCGUAUGGUUGAAGCCAUGAACGUCCAGCAUUGUGCCUUGUCGUUAGUCGGUGAACCCAUCAUGUAUCCAGAGAUCAACCGCUUCGCUAAGCUGCUCCACAGCAACAAGAUCUCAACAUUUCUCGUCACCAACGCUCAGUUCCCGGACGCUAUCAGAAACAUGGUUCCAGUAACUCAGCUGUACGUGAGUGUUGACGCCAGCACCAAGGACAGCCUGAAGAAGAUCGACAGACCGCUGUUCCGUGAUUUCUGGCCACGAUUCCUAAGCAGCCUGGAGGCGCUCUCAGAAAAGGGUCAGAGGACAGUAUAUCGCUUGACCAUUGUCAACGGUUGGAAUAACGAGGAGAUUGAGGCCUACGCUAACCUGGUCAGCCUCGGCAAACCAGACUUCAUCGAGGUCAAGGGAGUGACCUACUGUGGCGACUCCAAGGCCAGCACACUGACCAUGAAGAACAUCCCCUGGCAUGAAGAGGUCGUGGGCUUCGUCCAGACACUGGUGGACUUGCUACCAGACUAUGCCGUCGCCAGCGAGCAUGAGCACUCAAACUGUGUGCUGGUUGCACACAAGAAGUUCAAGAAGGAUGACGAAUGGUGGACGUGGAUCGACUACAGCAGAUUCCAUGAGCUCAUCGCGGAGUACGAGUCAAGCGACGGGGAGAAGCGAUUCACGGCGUCCGACUACAUGUCCAAGACCCCGGCCUGGGCGGUCUAUGGGUGCAAGGAGCAAGGCUUUGAUCCUAACGAGACCAGAUUCAGAAGAAAGGGAAAGAACAAGGACUUGUCUGGCUGCUAGAGUUGAGCAAAGAUCAGUUGAGCAAAACCUGGAACAGGCUGCCUGGAUUUUGGUUAAAAGCAUAUGGGAUUGUUUGCAUUUAUCCCAAAAGUAACCUACCGAAUUAUCAAAAAGCAGAUUAAAGAUCGUACUGGUACUAAACACCCUGUGAAAUUAUUCUGUCUGGCUUGCUGUAUAGAAGAAAUCAAAAGUGAUUUCCAAGGAUCAGUCAACUGAAUUUGAUUUUUGGAAAUAAAAAGUGCUAUCGACAAAAUCUUGUUGCGUUAUCAAAAGUGAGUGCAUGGUUUUCCACUUUUUUUUUUAAUUGUGAUAUCCACCGAGCUGAAACUUCAAUAGGUCGGGUUUUGAACUUUCUUCUUUGGAUUUCGAGUGGUAUCAUUGGAAACGAACAAAAUCCAUGAAAAGCAUGAUAUGCUUUUAAAGAUUUGCAGAAAUUAAAAUGGAAAUAGUGCAAAAGUGGUUAUGAAAUAUUGAUAAGUACAUGAGAAAUAAACAUUGAACAGUAACUACAACAGUACAAUUUUAUUAGACACAGAAACAAACAAAAUCAAAGGACGACAAACAGACAGGCACAAGCUCACGCACACACAAAGAAGCAAAACAAACAUGAAAAAACAAACAAACAAACAAACAAGACUAAUGGGAGACAAACACACAAAGCAAGACAUGCAUUGGGGAAAAUAGACAGAUCUAAGCACAAAGAACAUUACAAACAAACAAGAAGUUUCAAUAAAUUAGCAAACACAAGUAGUUCAGAACUUUAUUUCUCAUGCAUGUACUCAUCAUUGUUUCCAAACCGUUUGUACCACCGUUCCAAUUUCAGUUUCUGCGAUGAUUUUUAGCCAAGAAUUGUAAAUAUGCCUGCUGCAAUAAAUUGGCCGUUUCUGUACAAAUAGAAAGGACAAAUAGGAGUGCUGGACAGGGUGUCAUGUGCGAAUCAAGUUUUGCUAUAAAUAAUUCCCUGCCAUCGUCGAGAAGAGUGUUGUCUACUGGCAAAGAAGGGCUGAAAAUUACUGCCGAGAUCAUUUGUUUAAAGCCGUUCUUUUAGCACUGGGUAUAGCAUUGUAACAUUUACAUUUUUCCAUAACAGAUAUCCCCGUUGGUUUGCUGAUUGUAAUUAUCAUAUUGUCCUAUGAGGGUCAUUAUUGGUGGCAUUUUACUUGCAGUGUACAAAGGCUUUCGACGUAUAUAUUUUUAUUUCUUUUUUUAACAGUAAUAAAGCAUUCCAAACUAUUUUGGGGGUUUUCUAACUUGCUUUCCAAGAAUCUCCAUUUUCCAGCAUUAGAGGAUAGUGAAAACAAUAAUUAUUUGAGUUAAGACAAUUUAUCAUGACUUUUGAUAUACUGAUCAAAACAUCCAAGUCUAAGGUAAUUACUUCACAUACAAGUUUUGUUUGUAUUUUAUAAUUAUUCAUUAUGGAAAGUAAGGGAACUUGAAUAUACUAAAACAGCUGUGAAAAUAAGUCUGUAUUUUUUAAUUUUUUUUAAUUUAAGUACUGUUUAGAGUUUUGCCAGAAAUUGAUUUUCUUUUUUCUUGUCUCAUAAAAAAAUGGUUGGCUGUAUUAUGCUCAAUGACAGCACUAUCGGUCAAUUUGCAUUUUAAGGGUCCUUUGCUCAUUACAAGGAAUGAAUACUUUUAAAAAAUGGGAAAAAAAUAAAAUUUAAGUUUCUACAAAAGCAGUUGUGGUUGGCACUAAUAGCUUGAACCUGUACAGCGUUACAGCUUGUUUUUAAUCUUGAGAUCUUGGUGUGCUUGCAUGAAUCUGGGAAGUUUAUACUGCAAAGCUGAUCAAGUAUGAUUUUCUUGAUGUUUUCGUUAACUUUUUCUAACUUAAAAAAAC